This is a messenger RNA of Penaeus vannamei (Pacific white shrimp), 3454 nucleotides long. The record is from RefSeq and is a predicted model, not a curated record. Lineage: Eukaryota; Metazoa; Arthropoda; Malacostraca; Decapoda; Penaeidae.
UUCUCUUUUUGUCGUUUCAGGUGGACUAGCAUGGUGAAGGGCACGACAAGGGUGGCGUCCCCGGCAAGAUGACCCAGACGAUACACUCCCACCCUCACCCACAGGGACGUCCACCCCCGCCCCUGCUCCAGCCCCGCCCACAGCCCAGUGUAGUAAGGAGGACGCGUAUCGAGUGGGCGUGGCGACAUGUAGUGUUGUGGGCGUUGGUGGCCGCGGUGUGGUGCUGUGGGCGCGGUGCGGGGGGCAGCAGCGGGGACAGCGUGCGCUUCUCCCGCCCACAGUACAACGCCAGCGUGCCCGAGAAUGCCCUGGGCAACACGCCCGUGGUGAGCGACGCGAUGAUGGGCGUGCGCAUCACCGACCCCUCGCUCAGGAUCCGCUUCCGCAUCACGGAGGGCGACAGCCAGAACUUCUUCCGCGCCGCCGCGCGCGUCGUCGGCGACUUCUGCUUCCUGGAGCUGAGCGUGCGCACCGGCAACCAGCGCGUGCUCAACCGGGAGUCCAAUGACCUGUACAAGCUCAAGGUGAAGGCGCAGCACCGGCGCCACGACCGCACCAAGGAGGACCUGCCCGGCGCCGUCACCGAGGUGUGGGUCACCAUCACGGACCUCAACGACCUGUCGCCCUUCUUCCUGAUGGAGGAGUACCGCGUGCGCCUCAGCGAGGACACGCCCCUCCACGCGUCCGUGGCGCGCGUCAAGGCCGAGGACCCCGACGCGGGCCUCAACGGCCAGAUCUACUACAGCUUCAAGGAGGACACGCCCGUGUUCGCCAUCCACCCCACGUCGGGCGUCGUCACGCUCACGCGGCCGCUGCGCUUCCUGGAGCAGGCCAAGUACCAGCUGACGGUGCAGGCGCAGGACCGCGGGCUGCGCCAGCGCGGCGGCUGGCCCGCGCUGGCCCGCCUCUUCGUCAACGUGACGGAGGAGAACGUGUACGACCCCGAGAUCCUGGUGACGAAGCUGCCCGAGGCCAUGUCGCGCGCGCACCUGUCCGUGGUGGCCAUCAUCAACGUGGUGGACCAGGACCGCGGCCCGAGCGGCGAGGUGCGCUCGCUGGAGAUCGUGGAGGGCGACCCCGACCGCGUGUUCCGCGUCCUGCCCAGCUCGGGCGGCAACGAGUUCAACCUGGCGGCGCUCGACACCAUCGACUGGAGCGACACGCCCCUCGGCUUCAACCUCACGCUCAAGGCCACCGACGGCGGCACGCGCCCGCGCUUCAGCUACAAGGUGGUGCGCGUGGCGGCGCCGCCCACGCCCGAGGAGGAGGCCGCCUUCACGCAGGAGGUGUACGAGGCGGAGGUGAGCGAGGUGGCGCCGCUGGGCACGCGCGUGCUGCAGGUGGGCGCGUGGCUGCCCGGGGCGCAGCGCCGCGUCAAGUUCGACAUCGUGGCGGGCAACAAGGGCGGCCAGUUCCACAUCGACCCGACGUCGGGCGUGAUCACCACCACGGCGCUGCUCGACGCCGAGACGCGCGACGCCUACACGCUGACGGUGGCGGCCACGACGCCGUCGCAGCUGACGUCGCAGCGCCAGGCGGCCGCCAAGGUCAUCGUGCGCGUGAGGGACGCCAACGACAACACGCCCAUGAUCGUGGCGCCGCAGGGCGUGGUGCGCGUGGAGGAGCACCAGCCCACCGGCACGUGGGUGACCAAGGUGCGCGCGCAGGACUACGACUCGGGCGAGAACGGCUACGUGUCGUACAGCCUGGCCAACGCGAACGACGUGCCCUUCUCCGUGGACCACUUCACGGGCGAGGUGAGCACCACGCGCGCCCUCGACUUCGAGACGGAGCGGCGCACGUGGCGCCUGCGCGUGCGCGCGUCCGACUGGGGCUCGCCGUACCGCCGCCAGAGCGAGAAGAUCAUCACGGUGCACGUGGAGGACGUCAACGACAACCGGCCGCAGUUCGAGCGCGUGGCGUGCACCGGCUUCAUCGACCGCCUCACGCCGCUCGGCUCCGAGGUCUUCACGCUGUCGGCCGUCGACUUCGACCAGGGCAACAUCAUCAGCUACCGCAUCGUGGGCGGCAACGACGACCGCUGCUUCUCGCUCGACUCCACCUCGGGCGUGCUCACCCUCACGUGCGACCUGCAGGACCUGCUCACGCCCGAGCGCAUCGUCAACGUCACGGCCACGGACGGCCAGCACUUCGCCGACACGCUGCCGCUGCGCUUCCAGCUGGUCAAGCAGCAGAACCACGUGGGCGGCUCGUGGGCGGAGCUGGAGUGCCGCGAGAUGGGCGUGGCGCAGCGCCUGGCCGAGCAGCUGGCCCGCGCCGCCAAGAACAACCUGAAGGACGACUCGCUGCUGCUGCUGACGCCGCCGCCGCCCGUGGUCAACGCCCACGCGCCCGAGCUGCGCAACAUGCCGCUGGAGGUGCGCGUGCGCGAGAACAGCGAGCCGGGCACCGUGGUGUUCAAGGUGGACGCCGAGGACGAGGACGUGGGCUACCCGGGCCACCUGGUCUACGCCAUCGUGGAGGGCAACCAGGAGGCCGUCUUCAGCAUGGACAUGGCCACGGGCGAGCUGACCGUCGCGGGGCUGCUGGACCGCGAGCGGGUGCCGCGCUACGCCCUCAACCUCACGGUGUCCGACCUGGGCGACCCGCGGCGCACCGCCUCGCGCCUCGUCACCAUCACGCUGGUCGACGAGAACGACAACGCGCCGCAGUUCGACAAGCCCGCCUACAGCUUCUUCCUGCCGGAGAACGUGGCCAACGGCACCAGCGUGUACGAGCUGCGCGCGCACGACCCGGACGAGGGCAGCAACGGCGUGGUGACCUACAGCCUGGCCACGGACACCAAGGACUUCCGGCUGGACCCCGUGACGGGCCGCCUGAGCGUGGCCUGGCCGCUCGACCACGAGACGCACGACGUCUACGAGCUGCGCGUCGUGGCCACGGACGGCGGCGCGCGCUCCGCCCACGCCUACGUCACGGUGCAGGUGGCCAACAUCAACGACUGCCCGCCCGUGUUCCCCAGCGACAAGAACACCGCCAUCAGGAUACCCGAGGACCUGCCUCUGGGCGCCCUCGUCACCCUGGUGGCCGCCCACGACCCGGACUCGCCCAAGCUGCGCUACUCGCUGGUGGGCGGCCACGAGGGCGUCUUCAGGAUCGACGAGGACACCGCCGCCCUGCGCCUCGCCGCCCCCCUCAACUACGAGAUGCGCCCCGCCUACAACAUCACCGUCAGGGCCACGGACGACGGCACGCCCCCGCUCGCCGCCAUCACCUACGUCAUCGUCCAGGUGGUGGACGUGGACGAGAACGUGCACGCGCCAGUCUUCGGCCAGGACGUGGUGGAGGCGGUCGUGCUGGAGUCGUCCCCCCCCACACGCUCGUCACGUCCGUCCCCCCUCGACGCCGACCUCAACCCCGCCGACGGAGCUGUGACGUACUCGCUGGUCGGGCCCGAGGGACGGGGGGUGUUCUAUAUCGAUCAGAAGGGUGA